GUCAAAAUAAACCCGACACCUUAAUUUGGAGACUCAUAAAACCCACACAUUCGUCGUCUUCAUUUUGUAAACCCUAACACAACACCCUGCCGCACCUGCAUCCACUCUCUCUCCUAGGGUUUAUCAGUUCGAGCAUCAAUGGCGCCUACUGCUAAAGAUGGGAAGAAGGCUGAUCCUAAGGCUCAGGCCUUGAAAGCUGCCAAGGCUGUGAAAUCAGGUGCAUCAACCUUGAAGAAGAAAGCCAGUAAGAAGAUCAGGACCAAGGUAACUUUCCACAGGCCAAAGACAUUUAAGAAGGAAAGAAACCCCAAGUACCCUCGCAUCAGUGCUACCCCAAGAAACAAGUUGGACCACUACCAGAUCCUUAAAUUCCCGUUGACUACCGAGUCUGCCAUGAAGAAGAUCGAGGACAACAACACCUUGGUGUUUAUUGUCGAUAUCCGUGCUGAUAAGAAGAAGAUCAAGGAUGCCGUCAAGAAGAUGUAUGACAUCCAGGCCAAGAAAGUGAAUACUUUGAUCAGGCCCGAUGGCACCAAGAAGGCAUACGUCCGCCUUACACCAGACUAUGAUGCUUUGGAUGUUGCAAACAAGAUCGGAAUCAUCUAAACUCUGUAUUUUGAUUUAUCUUUUGUCAUUAGCAGACUGAUUACCAGUGACAAAUUUUGUUAGGAACACAAUUUCAGUUUAAUGCUCAGAUUGUUAUUUGAUA
Messenger RNA from Spinacia oleracea (spinach), 709 nucleotides. RefSeq names its product 60S ribosomal protein L23A. The transcript is spliced from 4 exons. The record is from RefSeq and is a predicted model, not a curated record. Gene Ontology annotation, cellular component: ribosome. Gene Ontology annotation, molecular function: structural constituent of ribosome; rRNA binding. Gene Ontology annotation, biological process: translation. Lineage: Eukaryota; Viridiplantae; Streptophyta; Magnoliopsida; Caryophyllales; Amaranthaceae. Bases 139 to 606 code for a protein of 155 amino acids.